Molecule: messenger RNA, 1484 nt
Organism: Physella acuta
Lineage: Eukaryota; Metazoa; Mollusca; Gastropoda; Physidae
Product: putative pyruvate dehydrogenase E1 component subunit alpha, mitochondrial
Biological process (GO): pyruvate decarboxylation to acetyl-CoA
Cellular component (GO): intracellular membrane-bounded organelle
Molecular function (GO): pyruvate dehydrogenase (acetyl-transferring) activity
Source: RefSeq, a predicted model, not a curated record
CUUAGAGUGUGAAGUUAGACUAACCUCAGAGAAAAUGUCUGCUCUGCGGGUGUUAUGUUUCCGUGCUCCUGCAAAUUUCGCCUGGACCUUUGGAGCAAUUCAUGGAUGUCACUUUUCAACAGUACCAGAAGCAAGCCACAAUGUUAUGCCCUACAAACUACAUCGCCUUGAUCAAGGCCCCAAUACAACUGUGACCUACAACAGGGAGGAGGCUCUCAAGUACUACAGACAGAUGCGCACCAUCAGAGUCAUGGAAACCACAGCCAGCAACUUGUACAAAUCUAAAAUCAUCAGGGGUUUCUGCCACCUCUACUCUGGUCAGGAAGCCAUUGCCGUAGGGAUGGAGGCUGCCAUUACCCCAGAAGAUUCUGUCAUCACUGCUUACCGUGCUCAUGGCUGGACAUAUGUCCGGGGUGUCUCAGUGCUGGGGGUCUUGGCUGAAUUAACAGGAAGAAAGUCAGGUUGUGCUAAUGGCAAGGGUGGCUCCAUGCAUAUGUAUGCCAAGAACUUCUAUGGAGGCAAUGGAAUAGUUGGAGCCCAGGUUCCUCUAGGUGCUGGGAUUGCUUUUGCUCACAAGUACAAGAAUGACAACAACGUGUGUAUUGCUCUGUAUGGUGAUGGUGCAGCCAACCAAGGCCAACUGUUUGAGGCCUACAAUAUGGCUAAGCUGUGGAACUUGCCUUGUAUCUUUGUCUGUGAGAACAAUGGAUUUGGCAUGGGCACUUCAGCUGCCAGAGCUUCAGCUAGCACCAGCUACUACACAAGGGGAGACUAUGUGCCAGGCCUUUGGGUUGACGGCAUGGAUGUUCUGGGUGUGAAGGAAGCUACAAGAUUUGCCAAGGACUAUGUGCUGAAGAAUGGCCCUAUCCUUAUUGAAGCAGCCACUUACAGAUAUCAUGGCCACAGUAUGAGUGACCCAGGAACAAGCUACCGCACUCGAGAAGAGAUUCAAGAAGUCCGUCAAACUCGUGACCCAAUAGGAAAGUUUAAAGAAGUUAUAACAAAGUCUGGCCUCGUCACAGAGGCAGAGAUUAAGAAAAUAGAGGAGGACAUCAAGAAAGAGGUUGGUGAUGCUGCCGAACUUUCAAAGACUGAUGCAGAGCUGCCAGUUGAGGAGCUGUACUCACACAUCUAUGUGAACCCACCUGCCGACAUGAAAGUACGAGGCUGUGAUGAUAGCAUAUGGGCUGCAACGAAAUAAUUUUCCUGUCUGUUGCUAGCUACUACUCAAUGAUAUUUUCUCAGUGACAAAUGGAGUGAAUGAAGUUUCUGAAUGAACUGCUUGAUAUUGAUUCGUGUAUUGAAACUGCAUGUUAACUGGUUAUUAUGUAAUAGAGAAAUAAGAUGGCCUAGACUUUUUAUACCAUUGAACAAGUAUUGUGACUGCUGGUUCAUCUCCACAAAAUUAAUUGUAUUAGUAGUAAAGAAUAGCAAACCUUAUAAAUAACUAACAUGCUGACAAUAAACACAAUGUUGAAAAAUGA